Myotis brandtii (Brandt's bat) is the source of this 2139-nucleotide messenger RNA. It is a transcript of the gene VIPAS39, whose product is annotated as VPS33B interacting protein, apical-basolateral polarity regulator, spe-39 homolog. The transcript is spliced from 21 exons. NCBI's taxonomy places the organism in Eukaryota, Metazoa, Chordata, Mammalia, Chiroptera, Vespertilionidae. Bases 524 to 2005 code for a protein of 493 amino acids. Gene Ontology annotation, cellular component: cytoplasm. The record is from RefSeq and is a predicted model, not a curated record. Gene Ontology annotation, biological process: vacuolar transport; intracellular protein transport.
UUUCAGGCUGCCUUGGGUAAUCAAGGGGCCCGAACCGCAACCGCUCAUUCGACCUCUCCUAAUCCGCAGGGACACAAAGGACACGUCUCAUUGUUUUCCUGGACCCCGAGUGGCCUCUGCUGAGCCUCCUGGGAGUUGUAGUCUCGCUAAGUGACCCGCUGGGUAACUACGGAAGGUCGCGCUAGAAGUCAAGGAAACGACCUCAGCACCGUGCUCUGGAGAUUCUGGGAGCUGUAGUUAAUAGGCCCCGUGGUCCUGCCGCGCAGCGCCUGACGCCAGAGCGGGAAGAAACUACAACUUCUAGCAUGCCCUGCGCCGCCUUUCUCGCCGCAGGUGCCCUCUAGCCGUCCCUCCGCGACUGUCGCCUUCCGCCCCUAUGCUAUGCCGCACACCCAGUCUAGAAAGGCUUGUCUAGCAGCUGAAGAGCCUGGCGCGGUCCUGAUUGGGAGGGCUCGGUGUGGAAGAGUGAAAUGGAGAAAAAUCUGCCAGGCCUGCCUAACAGGGUUGUUCUGAGGAUGACAAAAUGAAUCGGACAAAGGUUGAUGAGGAGGAAUAUUGGAACAGCUCCAAGUUCAAGGCUUUCACCUUUGAUGAUGAAGAUGAUGAGCUCUCUCAGUUAAAGGAAUCCAAGCGGGCAGUGAAUAGCCUUCGAGACUUCGUGGAUGAUGACGACGAUGAUGACCUGGAGAGAGUCAGCUGGACUGGGGAACCUGUGGGAAGUAUCUCAUGGUCCAUCAAAGAGACUGCUGGUAACAGUGGGUUAAACCACGAGGGGCGUGAGCAGCUAAAGAGCCGAAACAGCUUCUCCUCCUAUGCGCAGCUACCCAAACCUACUUCUACUUAUUCCCUGAGCAACUUUUUUAGAGGGAGAACUAGACUUGGAAGUUUCCAGUCCCUUUCUGAUGCUCUUUCGGACACACCUGCCAAAAGCUAUGCUCCAGAGCUGGGGAGACCCAAGGGGGAGUUUAGGGACUACAGCAAUGACUGGAGCCCCAGCGACACGGUGCGACGCCUUCGGAAGGGCAAGGUCUGCUCACUAGAAAGAUUCCGCUCCUUACAGGACAAGCUACAACUCUUAGAGGAAGCAGUUAGCAUGCAUGAUGGAAACGUCAUUACUGCUGUUCUGAUAUUCCUGAAGAGGACACUGAGCAAAGAGGUCCUCUUCCGAGAGCUAGAGGUGCGACAGGUUGCCCUGAGACAUCUCAUUCACUUCCUUAAGGAAAUAGGGGAUCAAAAGCUGCUUUUAGAUCUCUUCAGGUUCCUAGAUAGGACAGAAGAGCUUGCGCUGUCCCAUUAUCGAGAGCACUUGAGCAUUCAGGACCCUGAGAAACGGAAAGAAUUUCUUAAGACCUGCAUUGGUUUGCCAUUUUCAGUGGAAGAUUCUGCACACAUACAAGACCAUUACACACUCCUGGAACGUCAGAUCAUUAUUGAGGCAAAUGACCGCCAUCUAGAAGCAGCAGGACAGACUGAGAUCUUCCGGAAGCACCCCCGCAAAGCUUCCAUCCUCAACAUGCCACUAGUGACGACACUCUUCUAUUCCUGCUUCUACCACUACACGGAGCCCGAGGGGACAUUCAGCAGUCCAGUCAACCUGAAGAAGACAUUUAAGAUCCCAGAUAAACAGUAUGUGCUGACUGCCUUGGCCGCCCGCGCCAAGCUCCGUGCCUGGCAUGAUGUAGAUGCUCUCUUUACCACAAAGAACUGGCUGGGCUACACCAAGAAGAGAGCACCUAUUGGCUUCCAUCGGGUUGUGGAAAUUCUGCACAAGAACAGUGCCCCCGUCCAGAUAUUACAGGAAUAUGUCAAUCUAGUGGAAGAUAUGGACACAAAGUUGAACUUAGCUACCAAGUUCAAGUGCCACGAUGUCGUCAUUGAUACUUGCCGGGACCUGAAGGACCGUCAGCAGUUGCUAGCGUACAGGAGUAAGGUGGACAAAGGAUCUGCAGAGGAGGAGAAGAUCGAUGCCAUUCUCAGCAGCACGCAAAUUCGGUGGAAGAAUUAAGUGGCAUCAGCUACCCUGAGACCUGCCUCGUUUCUUCCUUUCCUGCCUUUGAAAAGAGUGUACUCUCUUUUUGUUUUGUUUUGUUAAUCCUCACCCGAGGAUAUUUGCCAUUGAUUUUUAGAGAGAGUGGAAGG